CAACGCCUUUCGGAUUCAGAUGGGGAGGACAACGCCUCCGAAUCCAGGUCCCCUUUCUUGGACCGUCGGGGCAUCUUGUGGAAGAACGCGCUUGGCUUCUGGCUCCUGGGCCUUUGCAACAACUUCUCUUACGUGGUGAUGCUCAGUGCUGCACAUGACAUCCUCAAACAACAGAGGGCUCCUGGAAAUCAGAGCCAUGUGGACCCAGACCCAACAGCGGCCCCCCACAAUAGCUCAUCUCGUUUUGACUGCAAUUCUGUUUCCACAGCUGCGGUGCUCCUUGCUGACAUCCUCCCCACCCUCUUCAUCAAAUUGAUUGCUCCUUUUGGCCUUCAUCUGCUGCCGUACAGCCCUCGGGUUCUCGUCUGUGGAGUUUGCGCUGCAGGAAGCUUCAUCCUAGUUGCCUUUGCUCAGUCAGUGAGGACCAGCCUGAUUGGUGUGGUCUUGGCCAGCAUCUCCUCAGGCCUGGGGGAGAUAACCUUUCUUGCCGUUACCUCUUUCUACCCCAGGGGUGUCAUCUCCUGGUGGUCCUCGGGGACUGGGGGAGCAGGGCUGCUCGGGGCACUGUCCUACCUGGGCCUUACCCAGGCCGGCCUCUCCCCCCAGCACACACUGUUGUCCAUGCUGGGUGUUCCCGUGGUUCUACUGGCCAGCUAUUUCUUAUUGCUCACGUCCCCGGCACCCCCAGGUCCUACAGGAGAGGAAGAAGCAGACGCAGCAGCACGUCAGCCCCUGAUGAACCCUGAGGCCCCAGAAUCAAAACCAGCCUCGGACUCAAGCCUCUCUCUCCAGGAGAAGUGGACAGUAUUCAAGAGCCUCCUACCUCACAUCGUCCCUUUGGUGCUGGUUUACUUUGCGGAAUAUUUCAUCAAUCAGGGCCUGUUUGAGCUCAUCUUCUUCCGAAACACGUUCCUGAGCCAUGCCGAGCAGUACCGCUGGUACCAGAUGCUGUACCAGGCUGGUGUCUUCGCCUCCCGCUCGUCCCUCCAUUGUUUUCACAUCCGCCACACGUGGAUCCUGGCCGUGUUGCAAUGCCUCAACCUGGGCUUCCUGAUGGCAGACAUGUGGUUCGCCUUCCUGCCAAACAUCUAUAUUGUCUUCCUGAUCAUCGUGUAUGAGGGGCUGCUGGGGGGCGCGGCCUACGUCAACACUUUCCACAACAUUGCGUUGGAGACCAGUGACAAGCACCGGGAAUUUGCCAUGACUGUCGCCUGUAUCUCCGACACCCUGGGGAUCUCCUUGUCAGGGGCCCUGGCCUUGCCUCUGCAUGACUUCCUCUGCCAGCUCACCUGA
This is a messenger RNA of Elephantulus edwardii (Cape elephant shrew), 1293 nucleotides long. It is a transcript of the gene CLN3, whose product is annotated as ceroid-lipofuscinosis, neuronal 3. The transcript has 15 exons. Gene Ontology annotation, cellular component: membrane; lysosome. Gene Ontology annotation, biological process: lysosomal lumen acidification; lysosome organization. Bases 139 to 1293 code for a protein of 384 amino acids. The record is from RefSeq and is a predicted model, not a curated record. Lineage: Eukaryota; Metazoa; Chordata; Mammalia; Macroscelidea; Macroscelididae.